Messenger RNA from Aspergillus puulaauensis, 1209 nucleotides. RefSeq lists its product as uncharacterized. The record is from RefSeq and is a predicted model, not a curated record. The transcript has 2 exons. Bases 1 to 1209 code for a protein of 402 amino acids. Lineage: Eukaryota; Fungi; Ascomycota; Eurotiomycetes; Eurotiales; Aspergillaceae.
AUGGUCCAAACUCGCUCUGAUUUGAAGCGAAAGGCUACGGACUUGCAGUGCUCCCCUCAGUUUGUCAGGGCUGAAAAGCCGCCAGAUGAGCAGUUUGAAAAGGAAAGGGCUUUUGAAAGGAAAUACGGGAGCGGCUUUAUCAUGCAGCAUCCUAGGUACCAUCAGCUCAUGAGAGGAAUAACCGCGCUCAUCACCAAUGGGGCGGACGAAUGGGCAUUCGACUUGAGAGAUCUGGAAAGGAGCCAUCAAAUUACUCGCAUGGUGGCUCUUGGUUGGACUCUUGAGUAUUUGAUCCCAGAUAUCAGUGUCCUGCCAGAAUACCAGAUUCAUCGCCUGAUUACUCGUGCCGAUGGUUUCUGCGCACAAAUGGAUUGGGCCAAACUUCGAUCCUUACUGCCUCCCACUGCAGCUGCUCACUUCGGUGAUCUCAUGGGGGAGCUUCUAAUACAUCUGGCAAUCCACGAGCGCUUCUUCGAGAGACCUUUCUGGUACCUGGACGGUAAGCGAGGCCCAGAUGACCCCAACGAGGAUCCCGAAUUUGCGACGAAACUCCAGUACCUUUUCGAGCGCUUCUACAAAACCAACCCAAGAUACGGAGUCCUAUGGAAAAUGCAAACCCAGCGACUCGCCAACUCAGGAAUUUGUCACCGAGCCCAAGACGUUGAAUUCGGCCAGUACAAUGCUAAACGGCACGAAUCAGUGCUGGCCGGUUUUGCGGAUGACUUGCUAGCCAGCGAGCCGUUUUGCUGGCUACUGAGGGACUCUUACCCGAACACCUCCCCGCAGGCCGAGAAAAGACGAGAUGAACUUGUCGAGGUUCUCCGGAAGGGCCUCGAAACCAUGAUCAAAUGCGAAACCUGGACAAACGGCCAGCCUGUGCUUCGCGGGAUUGCCGAGUUGGGUGGAGUCUGGAGUGCCGACAAAUCGGCGGCAAAAUCCCUCCACCCAUACACCUGGAGGCCUCGACACGAAUUGUACAAUGGGCAACGGAUUCUGUUUGUUCCACGACCGGGUCUCGUUUAUGUGGAUAGUCUUGAUUGUUAUGGGUUUCUGCCGCAACUCAGUGUGGCUGAUGUAUGCGAGGCGGAGGUGAUACCAGCAUAUAUACCCAGAGACGACGAAGAAGAGAGCGACACUUCGGAUGAUGAUGAAAAGGAUGGUAAGAAAGAUGUUGGUGAUGAGGAAUGGCGUGAGGAGAAGAAUGCCUAG